UCCUCAUGAUGUCUUUAACUCAAGCUUUAGCUUCAUUCGACUUUCUCUCCAAUGUGCUGGGGAGCGGGGAGAAGCUGAAGGUUGCCUACCCACCAGAGAGAGAGAGCCCCCCUGCCAAAGUUCCACAGAGGUACGAGCAGAAAAUACCAGUGUGGAUGAAUUGGUCAGGAGGCAGGGCAGUAUAGGAGCCUUUACCUCAGGCUAUGAGAGCAACAUCAUGGCAAGUGAUCACGGCUGGGACAUCCUGGUCAAGAAAUAUGAGCCAGUGCUGAUGGGCUGCCUUCUGAGCAACCAGGCUCUGCUAAAG
Gracilinanus agilis (Agile Gracile Mouse Opossum) is the source of this 307-nucleotide messenger RNA. RefSeq names its product disrupted in schizophrenia 1 homolog. The transcript is spliced from 2 exons. The annotation marks the transcript as partial. Gene Ontology annotation, biological process: neuron migration; cilium assembly. NCBI's taxonomy places the organism in Eukaryota, Metazoa, Chordata, Mammalia, Didelphimorphia, Didelphidae. The record is from RefSeq and is a predicted model, not a curated record. Gene Ontology annotation, cellular component: microtubule; intermediate filament cytoskeleton; mitochondrion.